AUGCCCGUCACAGUCAGGCCGUCAAAUCAUGGGUCGACAUCCUGGGCAGGUCACAAAUACCGACUCGCAUCGUCGCCCGAGAUCUUGCUACAUUAUACACUAACCGACGACACGCGCACCAGCCCGCCGCGGGCCAGACAGUUGGUACAGAGUUCGUUUGCAGGGCUCGAGAGGAAGGAUAACGUCUUCGCUACUAAGAAUGGAUUUGUUCAUGCGUGCGUGGAUGCGUAUAAUGAGCAUCAUUGCCUGGUGAUAAGGCCGGAGGAUGUCUGGUUCGCUAUCCUAACGCAGUUUUGUUCCUACGUUAAUGGGCACGCGGAGGAGCUGCGCAAGCGAUUCUGCACCUACGAGGGCCAACAGGAGUUACAUAUCGACGUCGAUCUAGACGAUGCCGACCAUGGUAAAUUGGCGUAUUUAAUGACUAAAGUAUUGGGCGAAAGACUGCGGGACGAGCACUUGCAACAAUGGGUCCUGCCGGCUUUCACGACUACGACUAAGAUAGACCAGGCUGUCGCCAGCAUCAUAUUCAUGGGCACGAUGCAGAAGUAUUUCACAUAUAGUUGGGGAACGCGAUGCGGAAUACCAUCCGUAACCUUACUUGGCGAGGAAAGCGAUUGGACCAAGAUCCGGGAGCGAGUUGAGCGGCUGGAGACCUUAGGCUCGGAACCGUCCCGAUGGCUUCGGCUACUUAGGCCUAUCUUAGACGGGUUUGUUACCAGUUUCAGAGACCCAGAGAGUGAGACAACAAGGAGAUUCUGGCAGGGCAUCUGCAAUGAACAGGUACCUAAUGGUAGCGGUACUACGACUUACUCGGGAUGGAUUACAUCGUUCUGCUUCUGGGACGAGAGCGGCAGAUGUCUGCACGGGGCAAAACCGGGACAGGAGGUCAGGUUGACGAGGAGCCAGAUGCCGAGCGGGUUCAGCAAAGUGCCAGUAACGCUGCUAAAGGACGGUAUCGAGAUCCCGACCGAGAUGGUAGCCGGGUCGAUGGCGAUACGAACAUUUCGGUCCAAAGAGGUGGUCAACGCGGGUGGCAGACCGCAGAUGCGUCGAGGCACCGGAAAUGAUACGAUACAGCCCGAAGUCGGAUGGUUUAUGUAUAAGACAUGA
Molecule: messenger RNA, 1110 nt
Organism: Daldinia childiae
Lineage: Eukaryota; Fungi; Ascomycota; Sordariomycetes; Xylariales; Hypoxylaceae
Exons: 1
Coding region: 1-1110 (369 amino acids)
Source: RefSeq, a predicted model, not a curated record